Molecule: messenger RNA, 762 nt
Organism: Tetrahymena thermophila SB210
Lineage: Eukaryota; Ciliophora; Oligohymenophorea; Hymenostomatida; Tetrahymenidae
Product: cyclic nucleotide-binding domain protein
Exons: 1
Source: RefSeq, a predicted model, not a curated record
AUGAUUUUAAAGUCAAAUAUUGCAUUCGAAGAUAAGUCUUCAAAUGUGUCAAUAACUAAGAUUUAAGAUCAUUUAGGAAGUACUCAUAAAAUUUGCUUUCCUACAUAUAAUAUAUAUGAAAAAGAAGAUGAUCAAUCUUAAAGUAGAAAUAAUAAAAAAAUUUUAUUCAAUCACAAUGACCACUCUGAUUUAGAGCAAACAAAAUAUAAAAAGCAGGAUUCUAUUAAUUAUGAUUAAGAUUUUUAUCUCUCUUAGAAAAGCUUUAAAGACCAAUAAUUUAAUUUUGCAGAAAAAUAGUAUUCUGAGCUUAUAAAUUUUAAGGAUGCAACUUUCUCGAAUGAUAAAAACUAUUAAGAUUAAAAAACUUUAAUUCCAAAUGGUAGUAAUGAUGUUAGCAUAGAACCUACAGAGUAGAAGCCUUUCGAUAAUGAGAAAACAGUUAGAAAAUAAAGGCAAUAGAGGCAACUUGAGUUUAUUUAGAUAUUGAGAAAUAACAUUGGAUUUUCUAAUGAUAUAUGGAGAAAAAGAGGGUUUGGUGUUUUACAAAAAUUGAUUUUUUUUAGUUAGAGACUGAUGAGUGUGAGUAUAACAAAAAAAUUUAGGAAAAUAUAAAAAAGGCAGGUUGAUAUCAUAAAUGAUAGAUCAGCGUUCUAUGAAAUUUACAGAUAUGACGACUACUUUGACAAAGAUGUAUAAAUAAUAUUAAGCACAUCAACAUUUAAUAAGAUAUUUCUUACAUAUAAAAACAGAAGCCAUCAUUGA